ACACGCCACAUGCCCGACACUGCAGUUUGCGCAUUGGCCGCUGGGUGGUAGCAUCGCGUCCUGGAUGACACCUGAACUCUACAGGGAAGCAGGAAACACAUGUUCAAUAUGAGUUCUACUAGAAUCAGAGGAAACUGAGCUCGAUGGGAUUAUUUUUCGUUGCUGCGUCACGUCCACGGGAGAAAAGAAAAUCCCCAUUUCACGCCGCAGUCGCGUCACACUCUGCUCCUGUCGGGGAACUGCGUUAUCGAUAAAGUUUGAAUUUGAACCGUCUCCUGCUGCAACAACAAUGGCGGCCGACAAGUGUGUUCACGGAGUUCCUCCCUCGCUGUCCGCUAAAGUGGUUGGGUCGUUUGCUUAUUUGACCAUCAGAGACCGGCUGCCCACCAUCCUGACUAAAGUUGUGGACACAAUCCAUCGCAACAAAAACAAGUUCUUUGAAGAAUAUGGAGAGGAGGGCAUCCGGGCAGAGAAGCAAACCAUAGGUAUGCUGUCCAAGCUGAGGAAUGAGCUUCAAACCGAUAAGCCAGUGUUGGCACUGACAGACAGCCUGCAGGACGCCGAGUCGUGGAACCAGUACCUGCAGAGAAACCAGAGGCCGCAGGGGGACCAGGACUCCGUCAGCUGGUUCCAGUCUCCGUGGCUUUAUGUGGAGUGCUACAUGUACCGGAGGAUACAGGAGGCCCUCUGGCUCAAUCCUCCCAUCAGUGAUUAUGACGUCUUCAAUGAGGCAAAGACUCAGAGCUAUUUUGAGUCUCAGCAGGCUGUAAUGGCCUUGUGUACAUACUUGGGGGGUGUCAACAAGAGCAAGGAAGAGCUUUCUAAGAAUCAGCUGCUUGACAAUUUCAACAAACUACUGAAGGUUUCUCUGUGGGGAAACAAGUGCGACCUGUCCAUCUCUGCAGGCCAAAAGAACUCACAGAAGGCCAGUCCAUUAGAUUCCCUCAGCAGCCUACAACCUUUCAUCUUGGUGGACGACUCCAACUUGGUAUGGUUGACUCUCAUUUCUGCCCAAAGACCAGGACUGUCAGGAAAAAUCACUGCAGGCCGAGUGGACAUUGUACUAGACAAUGCUGGCUUUGAGUUAGUCUCCGACUUGGUCUUAGCAGAUUUCCUGGUUUCCUCAGGCCUCGCACGGGAGAUCCAUUUCCACGGCAAAUGUAUCCCGUGGUUUGUCUCUGAUGUCACAGCUAACGAUUUCCAGUGGACCAUCCGGCAGACCAUGGCAGCCAAUCACAUGUGGAUGUCCAAGAGUGGUGUACAGUGGCAGAGCUACGUGAAGGAGGGUGUGUGGUCCUACCAUGACCAUCCCUUCUGGACGCAGCCCCAUGAGUUCAGCGACAUGGCGGCUGAUGCUCCUGACUUGUACGCGACGCUGCAGGGGGCAGACCUGGUGCUGUUUAAAGGUGAUCUGAACUACAGGAAGCUGACGGGGGACAGGGAAUGGGACCACACAGCGGGCUUCGACACCGCACUACGAGGUUUUACGCCAGCGCCACUCUGUAGCCUGAGGACUCUCAAAGCUAACGUCCAGGUCGGUCUGCAGCCAGGCCAAGGGGAAAAGCUCACCUCCCAAGAGCCAGACUGGAUGACCAGUGGGAAGUACGGUGUCAUUCAGUUCCACUGCCCAAAGUCAGAACAGUAAGACUGAACACUUACACUGAAGAUUUGGAUUCAUAAGGACGUUACAGAAAGCAGGAGAUACUUUGAAGCCAUAAGACCAUUAAGUUAUAAGAGGUUGUUAAAUGGUGUUUCUGUUCCUCAUCCUCACUUAGCACUUCAUCAUGUUUGAUACUGAAAUGAACAAUAAUUUAUUUUAAAUACCCAUUUGUACCAACGUAUACUUAAAAUGCAAGCACUUCUGGAUCAAAAUGUGUAUCUGUGGUAACAAAUUACUUAAAAAAAAAAAAAUGCAAAUAACUUUUGUGUUGUAUUAGCUCACAGUGCAAAUUGGUUAAAGUAGAUACUGUUACCAUUUGCUGAGUUGCGAUGGAGAAAGCACUGGGAUUUUUAAAUCCUCGUUCUAGAGCAACAGUACUUGAGUUUUGCAUGCUAAUUAAUGAGUGAUGAUAAAUGUUAAAUAUAAUUAUUUUCUCAGGUUGUUUUUCUGUUGUCCUCAUCAAAACAUGCAGACAUCUGUUUAAAUUCACCCAGAUCACAACAACAACUCGUAUGUUUUGCUCAGUUUGAAGGUUGGUAGACUGUUAUUAGGGCAGUGUAACAAUUACAGUAACGAAAUGUUCUGUUUUCUGUGUGUUUUAUUUUUAACCCAGACCUCAGUAUCUUCUCAGAUAAAAGAGCAUUUCUAUGUGCAUGCUGUUAUGUCAUUGAAAUGCUCAUUGUCAAUUUAGUAAUCUUAACUGGACUCUUCUCAGUACUGCUGGGGGGGGUCGUAUCACUUUCAUUAACUAGCUUGAUUUAAUAAAGAACUGCAAUAACUGGU
Messenger RNA from Hippoglossus stenolepis (Pacific halibut), 2443 nucleotides. It is a transcript of the gene dcph1, whose product is annotated as acidic residue methyltransferase 1. Gene Ontology annotation, cellular component: nucleus; cytoplasm. The record is from RefSeq and is a predicted model, not a curated record. Bases 290 to 1645 code for a protein of 451 amino acids. The transcript is spliced from 5 exons. Gene Ontology annotation, biological process: DNA damage response. Gene Ontology annotation, molecular function: phosphatase activity. NCBI's taxonomy places the organism in Eukaryota, Metazoa, Chordata, Actinopteri, Pleuronectiformes, Pleuronectidae.